UUCAUCAUCACACAAUUGAGCUGCUCUGAAGGGUUCAUUGGAAUUCCACAAGAGCGUGGAGAGGAGCAGUUUCUGAUUUAUAAAUAGGGACACAGUUGGUUGCAAUCUCCGCUCAGAUUGAACUCUCUUCCCACUGUGUUGUCCUCUCAUUUUCUCCACGGUUUUGGCAAAUUUGUGUCCUUAUUGUUUUUAGUAAAACAACAAAUAUGGCGGCCGCGAUAUCUUCAGUAAGUUGCAUCUCUGCAGCUAAGCUCUUCUCCGUUGCAGCUGCACCUCACGCAACGAGGCGCACUUCUGUGCUGCACAUCAGCGCUGUAGCUGACAAGGUCUCUCCUGAUCCAGCCGUCGUGCCCCCAAAUGUGCUCGAGUAUGCGAAGACAAUGCCCGGAGUGACUGCUCCGUUCGAGAACAUCUUCGACCCUGCUGACCUCCUGGCCCGCGCUGCCUCCAGCCCCCGACCCAUUAAGGAGCUGAACAGGUGGAGGGAGUCGGAAAUCACUCACGGCCGUGUUGCCAUGCUUGCCUCUUUAGGAUUUAUUGUCCAGGAGCAGCUCCAGGAUUACUCUUUGUUCUACAACUUUGACGGCCAAAUCUCUGGUCCAGCUAUCUACCACUUCCAGCAGGUUGAAGCUCGCGGUGCCGUCUUUUGGGAGCCUCUUAUCUUCGCCAUCGCUCUUUGCGAGGCAUACAGAGUAGGUCUUGGUUGGGCAACUCCCCGUUCCCAGGACUUCAACACAUUGAGGGAUGACUACGAACCCGGUAACUUGGGCUUUGACCCCUUGGGCCUCCUCCCAACUGAUCCCGCUGAAAGGAAGGUUAUGCAGACCAAGGAGCUCAACAAUGGCCGUCUUGCCAUGAUCGCUAUCGCCGCUUUCGUUGCUCAGGAACUGGUCUCCGGUGAGGAGAUUUUUGAGCAUUUGUUCAAAAGAUUAGGUCUGUAAGCUAGCUGUAGUUGUAUAUACUUCAUUGGUAAGUGGCAAGGACUGUAUUUUAAUGCCGGAGGCACGGGUCAGAGUUUCUGUCCACCUUUUAUUGAACCCGGGAUUUUUUGUGAUCCACAUUUUGGACGGUGAUGAAUUUUAGAUGGAGGCUGAGUUUACCGAAGCUAGCCAGGUGGGUAGUAUAGCAGUGUUCCUUCAUGCUAAGGAUAACAUGUACGUUCAUUCCCAAUUGAUUUGUUACGAAAACAGUGUGCUAGGCAUACGACAACAA
Physcomitrium patens is the source of this 1212-nucleotide messenger RNA. RefSeq names its product light-harvesting complex stress-related protein 1, chloroplastic. NCBI's taxonomy places the organism in Eukaryota, Viridiplantae, Streptophyta, Bryopsida, Funariales, Funariaceae. The record is from RefSeq and is a predicted model, not a curated record. Gene Ontology annotation, cellular component: membrane. Gene Ontology annotation, biological process: photosynthesis, light harvesting.